Messenger RNA from Entelurus aequoreus (snake pipefish), 1706 nucleotides. It is a transcript of the gene cyp20a1, whose product is annotated as cytochrome P450 20A1. Lineage: Eukaryota; Metazoa; Chordata; Actinopteri; Syngnathiformes; Syngnathidae. Gene Ontology annotation, cellular component: membrane. The transcript has 13 exons. Gene Ontology annotation, molecular function: heme binding; monooxygenase activity; oxidoreductase activity, acting on paired donors, with incorporation or reduction of molecular oxygen. The record is from RefSeq and is a predicted model, not a curated record. Bases 158 to 1552 code for a protein of 464 amino acids.
CGAUGCUCUCUGGGAUCGACUAGUCAGCUACUAUCAUUACUAUCAUGCAGACUUUGUAAUCGAACGCAGAGACUCCCAUUGGUGUUGACGUGGAGUGCAAAUGUUGCUGCACUCGUAGAAAUUACUAGAAACGUCGAGGCGCCAUCAGUGAAUAAUCAUGCUGGAUUUUGCUAUUUUCGCAGUGACGCUUAUUGUCUUCUUGUUUGGCGCCGUGCUUUAUCUCUACCCGUCAUCCAGAAGAGCGUCUGGCAUCCCAGGUCUGAACCCGGCUGAUGAGAAGGAUGGGAACCUGCAGGACAUUGUCAACCGAGGAAGUCUGCACGAGUUCUUGGCUGCGUUACAUCAGGAGUUUGGCCCUGUUGCUUCCUUCUGGUUUGGUAGGCGUCCAGUGGUAAGCCUGGGCUCCGUCAACCAGCUCAGACAACACAUCAACCCCAACCACACAACCGACCCCUUUGAGACGAUGCUGAAGUCACUGCUGAAUUACCAGUCAGGACCAGGAGGCGGCGUCGGCGAGGCCGUGGUCCGAAAGAAACUGUAUGACAGCGCCAUCAACAACACUCUGAAGAACAACUUCUCCUCGGUGCUCCAGCUGGUCGAGGAGUUUGUAGGGAAGUGGGCGUCGUUCCCUGAGGCUCAGCACACGCCGCUUCGCGCACACCUGCUGGGUCUCUCCAUGAAGACCGUCACCCAGCUGACCCUGGGCGAGCGCUUCAGGGAUGACGCCGACGUCAUACUCUUUCGCAAGAACCACGACGCGAUCUGGUCAGAAAUAGGGAAAGGUUACUUGGAUGGUUCCCUGGAGAAGAACUCUAGCAGGAAGGCACGUUAUAUGACAGCUCUGUCAGAGAUGGAGUCUGUGUUGCUGUCUGUGGCCAAGGAGAGAAAAGCCAAGCAGAGCCAGCUGGUGUUUGUGGACACCCUGCUUCAGUCCAGUCUCACAGAGCGACAGAUCAUGGAGGACUGUAUGGUGUUCACUCUGGCCGGAUGCGUCAUCACCGCCAACUUGUGUGUCUGGGCUCUUCACUUCCUGUCCACCUCAGAAGAAAUCCAGGAUAAGUUAUAUCAAGAGCUGGAGGAUAUUUUGGGCUCAGGGCCCAUUUCUUUGGACAAAAUCCCUCAGCUCAAAUACUGCCAGCAGGUCCUGAAUGAGACUGUUAGAACCGCCAAGUUGACCCCCAUUGCUGCCCGACUGCAGGAAGUGGAUGGAAAAGUGGACCAACAUGUCAUCCCCAAAGAGACCCUUGUGAUCUACGCUUUGGGAGUUGUACUGCAAGAUUCCAACAGCUGGAGCGGUGCAAACAGAUUUGACCCGCAUCGAUUUGAGGACGAGUCCUCCAGGAAGACUUUCAGUCUGCUUGGUUUUUCCGGCAAUCAGACGUGUCCAGAGCUCAGAUUUGCCUACACCGUAGCUACAGUCCUGCUCUCCACGUUAGUGCGGCGACUUAAGCUUCACCGGUUGGAGGGUCACGUCCUGGAGGUCCGAUCAGAGCUGGUAUCGACACCAAAGGAUGAAACCUGGAUCACAGUCAGCAAAAGAACUGUAAAAUAGUCUCUUUUUUGGAAAUGACCUGUUAAUGUUCAUCAUUUAAGAAGGCUCUGGUCAAAAUACAUUUUUACACAAUACCGCUUAGAUGUGUGGUCCAUGUUUUAACAUUUCCAUGAAGUUCGGAAUCCAAUAAAUGUGUAGUGUUUUCAUUGAGGGC